This is a messenger RNA of Stylophora pistillata, 1747 nucleotides long. Its product is annotated as pseudouridylate synthase 1 homolog. The record is from RefSeq and is a predicted model, not a curated record. Gene Ontology annotation, biological process: mRNA pseudouridine synthesis; tRNA pseudouridine synthesis. Gene Ontology annotation, molecular function: pseudouridine synthase activity; RNA binding. NCBI's taxonomy places the organism in Eukaryota, Metazoa, Cnidaria, Anthozoa, Scleractinia, Pocilloporidae. Gene Ontology annotation, cellular component: nucleus.
CGUGGGCUCAAUGAAGAAUAUCUUCCUGCUUUUCAUGCAAAAACUAUUGACACUUUCAACUUUCAGCUAAAGUUUGCUGUAUCUUUUAUAUGAGUAGACAUCUCGCCUUCUUUCUAAGAAGGAUUUACAAGCUGUCUGUACAAAAAUUAGAAAAUUCAGCUGUGUCAAGGCUUAUGCAGAAGAUGGCGGAUUGUACCACGUGCAACUCGGAACGAUUUUCAAAGGAACCACCAAAAACGGAGGAAGAAAACGGCGGUUUGAAAAGGUCCCUGAAUGAUGACAACACGACAGAUAAUGCUGGUAACAAGAUAAUGAAAACAGAACCUGGCGAAAAGGUUGCUGAUGAUGAGAAAGAUGAAAAAACAGCUGUACUUCCACGAAAAAAGAAGUGUGCAUUGCUUUUAUCUUACUGUGGGGCAGGGUACAAUGGCAUGCAAAUUAAUCCUGGUGUUAAAACUAUUGAACAAGAACUGGUCAAUGCCUUGUAUAAAGCUGAAGCAAUAACUGAAGAUGGAAAAGCCAACAUGGGAAAGAUGUCCUUUCAACGAUGUGCUAGAACAGACAAAGGUGUUUCUGCUGCAAGACAAGUUGUGUCCUUAAAGAUGGUGCCAUUGCAGAACCUUUUGCCAAAGAUUAAUGAGCAUCUUCAGCCUGAAAUUAGAGUCCUUGCCAUGAAAAGAACAACUAGAGGCUUUGAUGCAAAAGGAAACUGCUCAGCAAGGACAUAUGAAUACCUCACCCCUACGUUUGCUUUUGCCAAAGAUUAUCAAAGUACCACAAAGUACAGAGUGACUGAAGAGAAAAUUGCAGAGGUUAAUGACGUUCUUUCCAAGUUUGUUGGUACACGCAAUUAUCAUAAUUUUACCUCAGGCAAGUUGAUAUCCCGAAAGCCCCUGCGGUUGGACUGGUUCUUGACGAGGUCCACUUCGAUGCCUACAACCGUCGCUAUGGUUCUGACGGGCUGCACGAGGCGUUAGAGUGGGAUGAGAACGAGGAGGAAAUACAGAAGUUUAAACACCAAUAUAUUUAUAAACAAAUCAUUGACACAGAGGCUCGAGAACAUUCAAUGAUGAAAUGGCUGAGGUCAUUACCAGACCAUACGUAUACGGACGAGAGAAUGGAAGAGAUUGGCACUAAAAAAGACGGCAAUAAUGCCAAACAAAACACAACAGCUGAUGCAAACAACACUUUGCCUCACGACAACUCUGGUAAUCAAGGGGGAAGUGGCGAUGCCAAACAGCUUACGGAGGGAGAGGAUAUUGAUAAGAAAGAAGAUGCCGAGGCAUCCGGUAUUCAAGGGUGACUGAUAACGUCUCGGUUGGAAGGAAAGCAAUUGUUGUAGUAUUUCAAUAGGAACAAUUAAAGAUAUUCAUUUUCCUUAAAUUUUUGCUUGAUUUCGUUCAUCCAAGGAAGUAAUCCUUUGAGUAGAUCCAAAUUAUUUUGUGUUAGGGACACACGCGCAAUGAUGCUUUUGCUUUUAGUCAGAGUGAUAUCGGCAGGGCUCGACAUUAACGGUAGCCAACUAGCCACAGACUUGUAGAAAUUCAGUUUUGCCCAGUGGUUUUCGAUUUCCACAAGCCAGUUUGGCUAGUAAACAAACUGAAUUUGUGGUAACAUCUAAGUUGUCACUAAGUGGCUAGUAAGUUGUGUCAAGCCCUGAUCAGUCUAGCUUAAUUUGAACAUUCUUUGGUCAUGAUAGUUGACCUUAAUCCCUAAUAAAGAAGAAUACAAACAAAACCGAACCAAA